AGCAGUGAGCGCGCCUUCUACUUCGCGCAAGGACUACGCUCCUUCUCGCCGGGAUAACUGACACGCACAGUGAAUUAUCAAUCUAUCGUAUCGAUCAUUUCCACUGCCGAAACUCGUUUUUUUUAAAAAGUGCACAACGGAAAGUAACCUCAUGCGUGAACCAUUCCUCGUAAUCCAACAGUGAACUCACAGACAGGACUAGAUCAACGUUUGAAAAUUGCGAUCCAUCGUCUCAGUGUCAGCUCCUACUCUGUCCUUUCGUGGUUUUGACAGACACCAUAGGAAUUUCGAAUCAGUCGCGAUUAACCAACAGAAAGUUCGAAAUCGUUAAACAAAUUCCUUAAGCGCUAUCGGUUUCAUAACGACCAGAGGAGCUUUUGGAAGGGUCUAUAAAAAUACGUUGACCCCACCUGGUCAACUCCACCUGUCUACCAAGGGUCGCCACCGCUUUCUCGCCGAUAAAACCGUCGCGAAGACGCAGAUGGGAGCCUAAAGUGUUGACAUUUCCUCCCCGUCGUCGAUUCGGAAGUUUUAAACGCGAGUAUCGCCGCUGGAGUACGUGGAACAUCUUCGAUCCUCCGUGGUACACCAUGGACCGACGACAGCGUGCGUAUCCUACCGCGAUAGCAUCCGAUGGAUCCUAAUGACGCCGUUUGGGUGUCGUCAGUGUCGUCGGUAUUAUCUAUUCGCGUCGCGCAAGUUAUUUUAAAAAAGACGCCCGUUACGUCACUAUCGACGAACGAUGACGGACGCCCGUGCGAAGCGUAGCAGCGUACGAAGCCAUCGUUAAUGAACCGUGUACGAAACAUGCGAUUAACCGAUCGAGUAGCCCCAUUAAUAACGGCGAAGACGCUCCACAAAGAACGCACGCAGUCGCCCCGAUGGGGGAUGACCAACGGCUUAAAAAAAGGACGAGAUCCCUCAGCGAGGUGCAUUCUUGUUCAAACGUUUCGUGAAUGACACUCCGUUCGCGUUUGAUAGCGUGUGAUUCUGUUUAAGACUAGUAGAAAGGUACCUCGUCGCGAAGUUAACAACUCUGGACAAUUUGUUCCAUACUCUCUUCCAUGUAUUCUUGUUCAAACGUUUCAUGGAUGAAUUCUGUUCGCGUUUGAUAGCGUGUGAUCCUGUUUAAGGUUGCUCGGAGCAUCGGAUUGUCCCUGUCGAGAAAUUAGACAAUUUGUUCCACGAUCGAGGUAAACGUCGAUGAGGUGAAUAAUAGACGAGCAACGAACGACGGAAGUCGGGGUGUGAAGUUGUGGAAAAGCGAGUGCGGUGUGAAGUUUGCGCGACGGACGCAGGUAGGUCCUGGAAGACGUAGGACCGGUUUGACGUAGGAGUUCCAAGCCGUUCCCAGGACUGGAUUCGUCGAAACUUGUCAGUUGUCUCGACCUACUUGCUAUCCAAGCAAGAGGACGAUAUUCGAGCGAGGGAGGAGAAGGAGCUUGAGAGGACUGUUCGGCCAAACACAGUCGUAGGAUGAAGGGGAUGCUUUUGCUGAUGAGCGUGAUGGCUCGGUUUGUCGCGGCGGAAGUUUUCCUCGGGAACGUCGACGAGCCGAUUCCUGUAUUAGACGCGGUGGCCGUGUCUGGCUUCGAGGCUCAAAUACCUUGCAACAUUGAUCCACCGACUAGAGACGAGGUGGUGAGCAUGGUUUUUUGGUACAAAGGCGAAAGGAAUGGCGAACCAAUAUACAGCGUGGACGCUCGCGGCAGAUCGAUAGGUCAGGCAAAGCUUUGGUCAGAUCCAUACGUAUUCGGUGAAAGGGCAAAUAUGAGGACGGACGUGGAACCUGCGAAAUUGGUGAUCAAACCCUUGAACAAGACUGACGCGGGAGUGUACAGAUGCAGGGUGGAUUACAGGAAUAGUCCAACGAGAAAUCACAAGGUCAACCUUACGGUGAUAGUGCCACCGAACAAGCCGGUGAUUUACACCGGCGACGAUAGAAGUUUGGCUAUGAUACAGCAACCCUUCAACGAAGGCAGCAAGUUGUCGUUAUUGUGCGCGGUAGAGGGAGGUUCGCCACCACCGAAGGUCACGUGGCAUUUCGAGGGGAAAAUGUUGGACGACACGUACUCACUGGAGCAUGGUGUCACUAUAAAUCGAUUGGAUAUCUCGAACGUCACGAGGGAGUACCUCAGGGAUAAUCUGACUUGCCGCGCGACCAACACGCAUCUCGUGUCAGCUCUGACUUCCGAGAUCACUUUAAACAUUAAUUUGAAACCAUUGGUAGUGAAUAUCAUAAAUAAAAGAGCACACUUGUCGGCGCUAAGGACGUACGAAAUCGAGUGCAUCAGUUCAGGUUCCCGGCCCAAGGCUGUGAUCACCUGGUGGAAAGGUAGCCACCACGUCAAAGAUAUGGCCAGAAAUUUUCUAGAUGAUCCGAACGUUACUAGAAGCAUAUUGAGUUACGUGCCGACCGUGCAGGACGAUGGAAAGAACCUGACUUGCCGAGCCGAGAAUACAGUUGUACCUGAUAGCGCGUUAGAAGACAGAUGGCAUCUACUGGUUCAUUAUUCGCCAAUAGUGACAAUCAAGCUAGGCUCGAGUCUCCGAGCAAACGACAUAAACGAAGGCGACGACGUCUAUUUCGAAUGCGACGUUCAAGCGAAUCCAAAGGCGUACAAGAUGGCAUGGCUCAAAGAUGGCAAAAAAUUGCAUCAGAACGCGACAGCUGGAAUUUUACUCCCCAGCGGCCAAUCUCUGGUUUUGCAAAGCGUGACUAGAAAUUCCGCCGGUGAAUAUUCCUGCAUGGCGGCCAAUAUCGAAGGGAAAACCACCAGCAAACCAGUGACGCUCACGAUAAUGUACGCACCGAUCUGCAAGGACGGUUCUUUCACCCAAGUGGUCGGCGCCCUGAAGCACGAGACGAUUUCGCUGGUAUGCGAAGUGCAAUCGAAACCGCCGCCGACGACUUUCCAUUGGACCUUCAACAAUUCCGGGGAUCUGAUGAACGUGCCGGCCAAUCGAUUCACGCAGGUCAAAUCCCUGAGCCUAACCACCAGCCACUGGCACGGGCCCAGGCUGAAUUACACACCGGAAAACGACAUGGACUACGGGACGGUCGCCUGCUGGGCGGAAAACCGUAUAGGGGUGCAAAAGACGCCCUGUCUAUUCCAGAUCAUCGUGGCAGGGAAACCCUAUCCCCUGCAGAAUUGCACGGCGCUCCAGUCGACUGGACCCUACGCGUAUCGAAUGGGCCACGAGGAUUUUAAAGCCACCGACUCGAGAGACGCGGACUGGUUGAUCGUCAAAUGCUCUGAGGGAUUUGACGGCGGUUUGCCAUUGACUAAUUACGAAAUCGAGGUCUACAGCGAGGAGAACGUUCGCCAUGUCAAUACCAUUCCCCUGAACCACACAGAGAGAUCCAGUUCGUCAGGUCCAGUUUUCGAGGUUCCUGGUUUAGAGCCUGGCCGUAACUACAGGCUUAAUCUUUACGCUGUCAACGCCAAAGGACGAAGCGACGCCGUAGUCCUCGAGCCGGUCACCCUCAAAGGAGUCGCGAUGUACACCACCGGUCUCGGAACUACCGAAGAGAACACGGACUACAGCCUUCUGGUCGCUUGUUUCGCUGGAGGGGUAACGGCCAUGUUCAUCGUGAUCCUCGGGAUAACUUUGACCUUGUAUCGUCGCAACCAACCGAUACAGACGGUCGUGCAGUACGGGCAGAAAGACGAUCGGGUGGUGAUCGCGCCGUUCAGCAAGGACUCCGGGUCCGAAUCCAAGGAGCAAAUAUCAGCCGACAUGCUCGACGACGAUCCCGACGUGAUUCCAAACAAGAUGGACAAGCGACCGGACAUCUUCGAGCCGAACUGCGGGACCGUCAGAAUGGGAAGGACGAACGACUUCGGUCAUCUGGAGGACCUCGAUUAUCCGUCGCCGUCGUCGGUUUUACACACCUGGAUCUAUCCGAACGGUUACGUGGAGAAAGUGGGAAAAAGUCUGAGCCCGAUGCGACCGAGCACGCUUCCGGUUCAUCGCGCCCUUGAUAUUUACACGAGAAGUCCCCGCGUCCAGGAAAGUUGUAUAUAGACGGUUAUGGAUCGCCGACGGACGCUCGUGUCCUGUUCUGCGAACGGCUGUGGAACUUUGAUACAGCGAUCGGGUGACUGUUGCUUGGAUCCUGUUUAACUGGGACACCGGAAAGUGUAGUUGAGAAGGGGCAAACGUUCGACGUGAUGGACGCUUAAAAAAUGAAAUGUUGAGCUGAAGGAAUGUUGAGAUGGAUGAAGCAACCCCCGCAAGGUUGGACCUGGUUAGGUUUGUAGAUUGAAUGGAAAACGGGGGAUCGAUGGAGAUUUAUUUUCACUCUGUUGCUUGGAUCCUGUUCGUUGGAAUAAGAUAGCGGACGUGGGUAUACUUGGGAACGAUUUGACGCAAUGGACGCUUAAAAAAUGAAGGUCGAGAAAUGUUAGGGUGAACGACAUUAAAAACGAAAAGUAAAAAAGCUCGAAAAAUGAUGAGAGGGUUGUUGUGGUUUGGGUCGCCUUAAAAUAGUCGAUUUUCAGGAAUUUUUUUUCGUGGGAAUGUAAAAGAAUAUUAAAACAGAGUUAAUUGUAUAUAACAUUAAGCAAUAAUGAAACCGCUCGAUUACAUUGUUUUUCAUUGAAAAUUUCUCUCCAAUAAAUAUCGAAACAUCCGUUUUGUUUCGAAGGUACCAUUUUAAGUAUAGUUAAAAUACAAUUUUUAAGAAAUUAAUUUUUUCACCCACUCGAACCACGGCACACCCUUAAGUUGGAUAAGGAACCCCCACAUGAUCGGGUACGAUUAGCUUUUCGAGCUAAGGAUGGAUGCAGACUAUUUUUACUCUCCGAUGCGAAUCUAUUUGCAUCGACUCAUGCCAAAAGCGUCGAGCACACUUACAGACGUUUGUAAAUAGACAAUAAGUAUCGUUAAGAUUCCCUCCCGAACUGUCGAAGACUUGCUCUUAUUUUUCACCUAGGUUAAGUAACGUUUAAGUAGGUGUAACGACGAUCAACGGACGAAGAUGAUGGUCUCCUUCGAUUUCCGGCGUUUGUAUAUAGACAAUAAAUUUCCUUCCUUGAAUGUUCUUGUACCGGCCAGAAGUUUCCCGUGCUCGGUCUCAGCGACGUGGUUCCCUGUCGAAAAUCAUUUUCGUGAGAAUGUUUGGUGUACCGUGAAAACGAACGCGUUUACCACGCUUCGUGGCCAACCGAUUUCGUCGAACCCUUUAAACGGCAUAUAAACGUUUGUAUAUAUAGAUAAUAAACCUCGUUAUUUAAUAACUU
Molecule: messenger RNA, 5246 nt
Organism: Hylaeus volcanicus
Lineage: Eukaryota; Metazoa; Arthropoda; Insecta; Hymenoptera; Colletidae
Product: hemicentin-2-like
Exons: 9
Coding region: 1477-4029 (850 amino acids)
Molecular function (GO): protein binding
Source: RefSeq, a predicted model, not a curated record